Messenger RNA from Quercus lobata, 2771 nucleotides. RefSeq lists its product as uncharacterized. The record is from RefSeq and is a predicted model, not a curated record. The transcript has 7 exons. Lineage: Eukaryota; Viridiplantae; Streptophyta; Magnoliopsida; Fagales; Fagaceae. The coding region runs from base 462 to 2369 and encodes 635 amino acids.
UUUUUCCUUAUUUUCUUGUUUUGAUUCAACUUUGCUAUUAUAAUGAGAAAUAAAUUUUGUUUUGUGUUUUGAUUAUGUGAGACGUUUGAGUCUAUGAGGGAGAAAGAAUUGUUUUUUAUUGAGUUGUUUGAUUUUUUAAAGGAGAAAAAAUCAUUUGGAGUUGCUGCAGUGCUCUCCAAGUCAAGAGAGUGUGAGUUGUGACCCACUCUCUCUUAUAAAUUUAUACUAUCUGAUUUUUUCUCCCUCACGUUCGAAUCCUAUGCUUCUAGGUUCCUAAUGUUUUAAGCCUGUAGUGUGGAAGAACUUCUUUAUAUGAGCUAAUUUAGACAAGCUGUUGGAUUUCUGGUAUUAACAAUAAUUGUUAUUAUUGCAUCUCAAUGGUGGGGUUGGGCGCACACUUGUGUAUUUGUUCUUAUUGUCAUCAUUGCACACCUAUGUUUUGAUCUCUCAUACUCACGAUCAUGCAUAUUUCCUUUUGGUCAGUCAUGGCUAAAACUUCAACAUCCAAGCGAAAGCAAAGUUCAGAGGCCAAGACUGCUUUCUGCCGAAGGUCCAAGAGAAUAAAAGAGUCUGAUACGGUUCUCAAACGAUGUCGGCCGUUGAUGGAGCGGGAGGUGAAAUUCUCCUCAAUUGGUGACGACUCUUUGAAGUUGUUUGAUAGAGAGGGUUGGGGAAUCAUGUAUAAUGAUUUCCCUACCCCUAAGAUGCGUUGGGUCAAGGAAUUUUAUGAAAACCUCAACAAUAAAAAUGAACAUUCAGUCGAGACCAUUGUGGAAGGUGUCAUGAUUCAUCUUACUCCUGCUAUCAUUGCUGAGACCCUUAAUCUUCCACUUCUUAGUGAUAGUGAUGUCUCUAGUAGAGAGUCGUACAUAACUAGAAAUGAUGAUAAUCGUGAUGAAGUCAUGCGAUUCUUUACCCGUGAGCAAUCAUGUCAAUGGCCAAAAAAAGCCACUACUUUUAAAGCCAGUAAAUUUGUGAAUCCUAUUCAUAGGUUAGGUAUGAACAUCAUGAACACUAACUUGUUCCCAACUGCCAACCGGGGAGAAGUUACCUUAGGUCGGAUGCUUUUUCUUUAUGAUAUGUUUAACAACCGACGUAUUGAUCUUCCACAUCACCUCUUUCAUGUGAUGUGCCAUGUUAAAAUGGGUGAACGUAUUGUUUGCCCUUUUCCAUCCUUAGUUACCAAGCUGUUGUCGCAUAAGGAUUUUAAUGUUCCUGAGCCUAAAUAUUUCAAGGCCCCUAAACGUCGAAGACCCUUCAGUAGAUCUUCUUUGGAUUAUAGUUUAAGCCAUCUUCAUCGGCCUGCACCUGAUCUGGAGCGUCCUGCAUCUCCCAAUCCUAUUGAUCCUUUAACUGAGAAUGAUGCUACGACUACUCCUCAGUCGCCUCCUGCAGAACCGUUUCAGUCCUUGCGUGCAUUUCAAGAUGAGAUAACAAGAUCCAUGCAUGCUUUUUUUGAUGAGAUACGUCAGGAUAUAGACAGACGCCUGUGUGAUUUUGAGGAACGGAUGACUUCGCAGCCAGAAAAAUGUCCUUGCUGCGCUGAGAAAGAUCUUGGUGCUGAGGAUGAAGAGGAGGGCGCUGACCGGGCCACUGUUGAUGCUUUUAGGGAUGAGAUGCCUCAGCAUUUUAAUUCCAUGGAAACUGGAACUGAUGACCCUACCACUGAUGAUGCAGUGACUGCUUCCAGACACAAUUUAUUGGACAAUGUGGGGGACCCUCCGUGUUCUUGUUCUUAUGAGAAAAAGCUUCUUAUCCUUGAUGUGAAUGGAUUGCUUCUUGCUUUACGUCCUACAGACAUGAGAAAGACCUUUGAAACAGCUAUUUGGAGGCCUUCUGUUAAUGAGUUUCUACGUUUUUGUUUUGAGAAAUUUGAUGUGGCUCUAUGGUCUUCAAGAAGUCGGGAAAACUUGGACAAGCUGAUUGAGCCUCCCAAACUGACUCACAAUAAUUUGAUCUUCGAUUGGUUUAUAAAGAAUUUGAUCUUCAAUUGGGAUCAAAGUCACUGUACUGAGAGUGGGUUCGAUACUCUCGACUGUCCUUCAAAGCCUUUAUUUUUGAAGGACCUUCGAAAGGUUUGGGAAAAAUAUGAAGCGUAUAAUGCUGCCAACACAUUAUUGUUGGAUGAUUCACCAUACAAGGCUUUAUUGAAUCCGCCCAACACAGCGGUAUUUCCAGAGACAUUCUGUGGUGAUUAUAACGAUAUCUCGCUUGGACCUGGAGGUGAUCUUCACAUGUAUCUGGAAAAGUUAGCUAUGGCAGAGAAUGUUCAAAAAUAUGUUGAGCAGAAUCCGUUUGGUCAACGUGCCAUCACCGAGUUGGACCCAAACUGGGAAUUCUAUAGCCGUAUUAUAAAGGCUUUUAGUUGAUAAUCACCCCCAGACAACCACAACAUAAUUUUUGUCCAAAUUACUGUUAUUGUUGUACCUUGCAAGGAUACUACCAGACAUGCUGGUGGGUUAACAUGCAUUUUUAUUUUUAUUGAAAUGCAGGUGAUAACAUGCUUCGCUUAGCUCUACUGUAAAUUUCACCGACCUUGGUAUGGAAGUGCCUAAAGUCCGGGAAUAGCUCACUCUUGUAACCAUCUCUCUUAAUUAGAAUUUACAUUAAGCGUGUCUAGGAAGAAAGAAAAUUGACUGAAGCAAAAGUUCGUUCCUUCACAAAGAGACACACAGUCAGAGUGACCUUGACAGCUUCGAUUGAGUGAGUCUGAAACUGUUGGAUUGAGAUCAGCAAUUUCUCCAUGCAAUUAAAUUCGUUCUUUCACAAAA